Molecule: messenger RNA, 3046 nt
Organism: Cydia fagiglandana
Lineage: Eukaryota; Metazoa; Arthropoda; Insecta; Lepidoptera; Tortricidae
Product: segmentation polarity homeobox protein engrailed-like
Exons: 3
Coding region: 174-1238 (354 amino acids)
Biological process (GO): multicellular organism development; regulation of transcription by RNA polymerase II; neuron differentiation
Cellular component (GO): nucleus
Molecular function (GO): DNA-binding transcription factor activity, RNA polymerase II-specific; RNA polymerase II cis-regulatory region sequence-specific DNA binding
Source: RefSeq, a predicted model, not a curated record
UCGGCAGCUCAGUCAGUCGGCCGCCGCGGUCGUGCGCAGACGUCCCAUCUGUCAAAGUGACAGCCGCGUUCCAAAUUUGAAUUACAAACUGACAUGCAUAAAUCGAUCUUGAAAGUGAGCUGUGUGACUGUAUAAUAAAGACAUUGAGUGAUAUUGACUUGAAUUGAGUUAUCAUGGCUUUUGAAGACCGCUGCAGUCCGAAUCAGGCUAACAGUCCGGGGCCGGUGGCUCGAGUGCCGGCUCCGCAUGCGGAGAAUUUGGGGUCCUACUGCCAACCUAGUCAGUAUACCUGCACGACUAUUGAACCCAGGUACGAGCGCAGCACACCAAUGACGAUCGUUAAGGUCCAACCUAACUCGCCACCACCAAGCCCUCAAGAAUACCAGAAUUAUUACAGACCCGAAACGCCAGAUGUCAAGCCGGUCAUCAACCAAGAUUUCGACCCGAAACUAAAUCAAAGACAACAACCAAACUUACCGAUCAACUUCUCUAUAAGCAACAUCCUACACCCCGAAUUCGGUUCGAACGCUUUAAGAAAAACGAGCAAGAUCGAAGGACCAAAAUCCGUCGGGCCUAACCACAGCAUCCUCUACAAACCUUAUGAUUUAUCGAAGCAGAAUGAGUUCCAGAAAUACAGCUUCGACUAUUUAAAGUCCAAAGAGCCUGACUUUAAUAGAUUGCCGCCAUUGGGUGGUUUAAGGCAGACCGUUUCGCAGAUCGGGGAAGUGCAAAAGGAGAAAGAGAUUCCGAAGCCGGUUGAGGCUAAAAGGCCGGAUUCAGCCAGUUCCAUAGUAUCUUCAACGUCCAGCGGAGCGCCUUCUACAUGUGGCAGUACAGAAACGAAUAGCCAAGGAAACUCUACUCUGUGGCCUGCUUGGGUGUACUGCACGAGAUACAGUGACAGACCUAGCUCAGGUCCCAGAAGCAGAAGAAUGAAAAAACGCGCAACCCCAGAAGAGAAGAGACCGAGAACCGCUUUUAGCGCAGCGCAACUCGCUAGACUAAAGCACGAGUUCGCGGAGAACCGCUACCUGACCGAGAGGCGGCGGCAAGCCCUCGCCGCGGAGCUCGGCCUGGCUGAAGCUCAGAUCAAGAUCUGGUUCCAGAAUAAACGAGCUAAGAUCAAGAAGGCCUCGGGACAGAGGAACCCUCUAGCUAUGCAGCUGAUGGCGCAAGGAUUGUACAAUCACAGCACCGCGACUGAAAGCGAUGAGGAGGAGGAGAUUAGCGUGACGUAGAGAGGAGUUUUGUAGUUGAGGAUACUGUAUAGGCAAUAGAAGCUAGAAGGGGGACACCCUCAACAGGGGCUGUAAAGUUUACGUGUACAAUCACAGCACCGCGACUGAACGCGAUGAGGAAGAGGAGAUUACUGUUACGUAGGGAGGAGUUCCAUAGUUAAGGAUACUGUAUAGUUCAUAAGAGCUAGCUGCUUGGAUGACUAGAUAUCAUACAAUAUCAAGAAGUCCUCGGGACAGAGGAACCCUCAACAGGGGCUGUAUAAUAACAGCACCGCGACUGAAAGCGAUGAGGAGGAGGAGAUUAGUAGGGAGGAGUUCUGUAGGUGAGGGUACUGUAUAGGUAAAUGUUGUAAGAGCUAGCUUAUUGGGAGGCUUGAAACGUCAUCUUAUUUGAAAAAUUAGAAUGACCUAGGAUUAGAUGGUCAAUUCAAACUCAGUCAGUCUUUAAUACAACAAUUGUACAAUUGAUAUAAAUUGAUAGUUAAAGAGAAUGAAAGAGUUUAAAGAGCAACCACUAAGAAAAAUAAAGUUAAAUGUAAUUCACAAUCUGCCUACCAAUUUAUUUUUUGCGUAGGCAUUUCUCUUAUUUAGGUAUUCCCGUUUAUAGUUUUGAUAAUAUAAUAACUCCUAUUAUUAAAAACAUAUAAAAUAUUGUUUACUGAUAGUUCAAACUUACGGAGGCUGAUUCUAACUCCAUCAUUUGUAAGUUUAAUAACAAAAAUUCCUUGAGACAAAGACAUAUUAAAUAUAUUAAGAACGGGGAACGGGUCACCCUCACCGUAAAUUCCUGAUGACACUCCUCGAUACGGAGUGAAACAUGUCGAGCGGUUUUCGACUUAAAAUCCGUGAGUGACCCGUUCUUAAUAUAUUUAAUACAUCAUUUGUAAUUCUACAAAACUAAAUGUAAAUAAAACACCAUUGUUUUACAGUUACAUAAAAUCACGUUAGAAAUAAUUAGUGCUAUUAAAAAUGUUCCUGUAUUUUACAAUUAAAAUAAGAAAAUUAUUUAUUUGUCUUCAUAAUUAUAGCAUUGUGAAUAGUAGGGCUUGUAAUAAUAAAUUAUUAUAGAUAAUAAUACGCCAUUAUACUGAUAAUUAAUAUUGAUUUGGUGAAAAUCAAAAACGUGGAAUUUCCAUUUUUGGGUAUUUUCAUACGAUGUUAUUAUUUAUGUUAUAUUUUAGACUUAUACAUAUUUUUGUCUGACUUCAUGUGUAUAUCCUUUAGGUAAUGCUUUUAGCUGUCAGACUUUAUAUUGUAAGUUAGUAUAAAACAACUUUUUUUUUAUUAAAAUCACGGAUGCAGAUUGUGACAUUUUUGGCGAAACCAUUUUUUCAUUUUUUUUUUCAUGUUGCACUGUUUUGUAAUUAAAAAAAAAACACAAAAUUUCGAUAAAAGAUGCGAUAUCUAACCAAAUAGUUAUAAGAAUAAAACACUAGAUAAAAAUAUAGAAAAUUAGUCAUUCAACGCACGUGACAAAAUGAAAAAAAAUAUAUAAAAAGUUUAAGCGUAGUUUUAGACAUCAUUAUUAUAGUAUUUUCAAGGAUAAGCUACGCUAAAAACUAGCCUGAUUUAGAUUUUUGUUAAAAUGCCUUCGCCAUUACAAAAUCUUGCCUGUUUUCGAAAAAAAAAGGUAAUUCCUUAUCACUUGUGCCGUUGACUGUACUUUUUUAUUUUAAUGAACUUAGUCACAUUUCUUCCAUUUACGUUUGUAAAUAUUAAUUUUAAAUUAUCUAUUGGAUGUUCGGUCUUGACUGUUUUAGUUUUAAGUGUAAAAAUUAAUAAAUUAUAUCUAUGGUUUUCAAAUUAAA